GUCACUUUCAAGCGACUUCAUCUUUGUCAGUGCACAAAAUGGCGCCUUACAGCCUACUGGUGACCCGGCUGCAGAAAGCCCUGGGUGUACGGCAGUACCAUGUGGCCUCAGUCCUGUGCCAACGGGCCAAGGUGGCCAUGAGCCACUUUGAGCCCAAUGAGUACAUCCGUUAUGACCUGCUAGAGAAGAACAUUCACAUUGUUCGCAAACGAUUGAACCGGCCUCUGACCCUCUCAGAGAAGAUCGUGUAUGGACACCUGGAUGACCCGGCCAACCAGGAGAUUGAGCGGGGCAAGACUUACCUGCGGCUGCGGCCUGACCGCGUGGCCAUGCAGGACGCUACAGCCCAGAUGGCCAUGCUGCAGUUCAUCAGCAGUGGGCUGCCCAAGGUGGCUGUGCCAUCCACCAUCCACUGUGACCAUCUGAUUGAGGCCCAGCUCGGGGGCGAGAAAGACCUGCGCCGAGCCAAGGACAUCAACCAGGAAGUAUAUAAUUUCCUGGCUACUGCAGGUGCCAAGUAUGGCGUGGGCUUCUGGAGGCCUGGAUCUGGAAUCAUUCACCAGAUCAUUCUGGAAAACUAUGCAUACCCUGGUGUUCUUCUGAUUGGCACUGACUCCCACACUCCCAAUGGUGGUGGCGUGGGGGGCAUCUGCAUUGGAGUUGGGGGUGCUGAUGCAGUGGACGUCAUGGCUGGGAUCCCCUGGGAACUGAAGUGCCCCAAGGUGAUUGGUGUGAAGCUGACAGGCUCCCUCUCUGGUUGGACCUCACCCAAAGAUGUGAUACUGAAGGUGGCAGGCAUCCUCACGGUGAAAGGUGGCACAGGCGCUAUUGUGGAAUACCAUGGGCCCGGUGUAGACUCCAUCUCCUGCACUGGCAUGGCGACAAUCUGCAACAUGGGUGCAGAAAUCGGGGCCACCACCUCAGUGUUCCCUUACAACCACAGAAUGAAGAAAUACCUGAGCAAGACUGGUCGGGCAGACAUUGCCAGUCUAGCUGAUGAAUUCAAGGAUUACUUGGUACCUGACCCUGGCUGCCAUUAUGACCAAGUGAUUGAAAUUAAUCUCAACGAGUUGAAGCCUCACAUCAAUGGACCCUUCAGCCCUGACUUGGCUCACCCUGUGGCCGAAGUGGGCACUGUGGCGGAGAAGGAAGGAUGGCCUCUGGACAUCCGAGUGGGUCUGAUUGGCAGCUGCACCAAUUCGAGCUAUGAGGACAUGGGACGCUCGGCUGCUGUGGCUAAGCAGGCACUGGCACAUGGACUCAAGUGCAAGUCACAGUUCACCAUCACACCGGGCUCCGAGCAGAUCCGUGCCACCAUUGAGCGGGAUGGCUACGCACAGAUCCUGAGGGAUGUGGGCGGCAUCGUCCUGGCCAAUGCCUGUGGCCCCUGCAUUGGCCAGUGGGACAGAAAGGACAUCAAGAAGGGGGAGAAGAAUACAAUCGUCACCUCCUACAACAGGAACUUCACAGGCCGCAACGACGCAAACCCUGAGACUCAUGCCUUUGUCACAUCCCCAGAGAUUGUCACAGCCCUGGCCAUUGCGGGAACCCUCAAGUUCAAUCCAGAGAGUGACUUCCUGACAGGCAAGGAUGGCAAGAAGUUCAAGCUGGAGGCUCCAGAUGCAGAUGAGCUUCCCCAAGCGGAGUUUGACCCGGGGCAGGACACCUACCAGCACCCACCCAAGGACAGCAGUGGGCAGCGGGUGGACGUGAGCCCCACCAGCCAGCGCCUGCAGUUGCUGGAGCCUUUCGACAAGUGGGAUGGCAAAGACCUGGAGGACCUGCAGAUCCUCAUCAAGGUUAAAGGGAAGUGCACCACUGACCACAUAUCAGCUGCUGGCCCCUGGCUCAAGUUCCGUGGGCACCUAGACAACAUCUCCAACAACCUGCUCAUUGGUGCCAUCAACAUCGAAAAUGGCAAGGCCAACUCCGUGCGCAAUGCCAUCACCCAGGAGUUUGGCCCUGUCCCUGACACCGCCCGCUACUACAAGAAACACGGCAUCAGGUGGGUGGUGAUUGGAGAUGAGAACUACGGCGAGGGCUCGAGCCGGGAGCACGCAGCAUUGGAGCCUCGCCACCUCGGGGGCCGGGCCAUCAUCACCAAGAGCUUCGCCAGGAUCCACGAAACCAACCUGAAGAAGCAGGGCCUGCUGCCCCUCACCUUCGCUGACCCAGCCGACUACAACAAGAUUCACCCCGUGGACAAGCUGACCAUUCAGGGCCUGAAGGAUUUUGCCCCUGGCAAGCCCCUGAAAUGCAUCAUCAAGCACCCUAACGGAACCCAGGAGACCAUCCUCCUGAACCACACCUUCAACGAGACCCAGAUCGAGUGGUUCCGCGCCGGCAGUGCUCUCAACAGAAUGAAGGAGCUGCAGCAGUAAGGCCCAUGCUCUCCCCAACCCGCCCACCUCUGGGACACAGCGCUGGUGUCAUUUACAAGUGCAGUUCCACCUGUGUCAUCAGAGCCAGAUCUGAUCCAUCCUGCCAUGGCUUCUUGCUCCAAGAUGGUGUGACCAGACAUGUUUCCUGCCUCCCCUCCCUCAGACAGAGUGACUACGGUUGGGGGGUUCUUAAAAUAACUUUUUAGCCUCUGCCUUCUCAUUUUUAGUUUGGUUCUGAUCUUAAGCAGCUCCAUGCAACUGUAUUUAUUUUUGAUUAUAAGACUCUCGUCUAAAGUUUUUCUCCUGCCUGAUCAUUUCACUGGUGGCUGAAGGAUUUAGAGAACCUUUGUUCUCACACGGAAAAUAAGAAUCCAAAUUCAAUGAGUA
Galeopterus variegatus (Sunda flying lemur) is the source of this 2768-nucleotide messenger RNA. It is a transcript of the gene ACO2, whose product is annotated as aconitase 2, mitochondrial. The record is from RefSeq and is a predicted model, not a curated record. Gene Ontology annotation, cellular component: cytosol; mitochondrion. Gene Ontology annotation, biological process: tricarboxylic acid cycle. The coding region runs from base 39 to 2381 and encodes 780 amino acids. Gene Ontology annotation, molecular function: 4 iron, 4 sulfur cluster binding; aconitate hydratase activity. The transcript is spliced from 18 exons. Lineage: Eukaryota; Metazoa; Chordata; Mammalia; Dermoptera; Cynocephalidae.